Messenger RNA from Spirodela intermedia, 3007 nucleotides. The record is from the annotation of a GenBank genome assembly. NCBI's taxonomy places the organism in Eukaryota, Viridiplantae, Streptophyta, Magnoliopsida, Alismatales, Araceae.
AUGGCGAGCGGGCGUGGGCAGGACUAUGAAAUCGUUGAGCAGAUCGGGAGAGGAGCCUUCGGGGUAACAUUCCUCGUCCUUCACAAGGCCGAAAGGAAGAGGUAGGACAGACUCCUCGCUUCUCUCUCUCUCUCUCUCUCUCUCUCGCCCGCUCGCUCUUUCCCCGAUCUUGUUCAAAUCUUCUUCUCGCGUUUAGGUACGUGUUGAAGAAGAUCCGGCUGGCGAAGCAGACGGAAAGGUUUAAGCAAACUGCUCAUCAGGAGGUAAGAAGACGGGGGGACCGGGAUGAAGACCUAUCCAACUUAUCACUCUAAAGCAUGGGAUGUUCUCUGUACCAGAUGGCUUUGAUCUCCAAGCUGCGUAACCCAUACAUCGUUGAGUACAAAGACUCGUGGGUAGACAAGGUGACUCUCUCUCUCUCUCUCUCUCUCUCUCUCUAUCCAUCUACCGAUGGUAACCCGUUCUGUUGUCUUGCAGGACUUCGUGUGCAUCGUGACGGGAUACUGUGAGGGCGGGGACAUGUACGUCAUCAAGCUAUAUCUUCCACCCUAUUCAUUUACUGUCUGAAAAGCCUGGCUUCGUCGAGUCCAUCGAUUCCGUCUUCGGUUUUAGCGAACGGGAUCGCUGUAGCUCCUGACCAAUGGUGUGUCGCACGUGCGAAAGACUGAGGGUUCCGGUUUUCUCUUGUUCUCUGCAGUGCCGAUAAGAUAAAGAAGGCGAGGGGCGUCCUCUUCAGCGAGAAGGUCAGUCAAGUUCCAUGAAAUCGUGCGCAGGAUUCUAGGCCUUUGCCUGAGGCAAAGAACCUCAUUGAAUGGUCUUCAUUGGCAGAGACUCUGCAAAUGGUUGACCCAGCUCCUCCUCGCCGUUGACUACCUCCACUCUAACCGGGUCCUCCACCGAGAUCUCAAGGUGAGCGAGUCUUCCAUGUAUUCCCUCUCGCCUGAAGCCUUACGGAUUUGUUCUCGGGUGCUCUCAAGUUCUCUUCUUUGCCCCCGCAGUGCUCUAACAUAUUCAUAACCAAGGAUGAUGACAUCCGACUCGGUAAGAGCUCUCUCUCUCUCUCUCUCUCUCUCUCACUCUCACCUAUCUGGGCUUUCUAGUCUGACGAUGCUUUCUGAUCCAGGUGACUUUGGCCUGGCAAAGUUACUCCAAAGCCAGGAUCUCACCUCAUCAGUAUGGAUUCCCGCCAUGGAUGAUUAGUUUUCAUGCACCAUGGGAAAUCAUCUAUUUCUGUGAUAUAUAGCUUGCUGAAGCGCUUCCCCCCCAUUUCUUCUUCGCGUAGGUGGUGGGUACUCCCAACUACAUGUGCCCCGAGCUGCUUGCAGACAUACCCUAUGGUUACAAGUCCGAUAUCUGGUCCCUGGGUUAGCCUACAACUUACCUCCUUUCUGUCCAUCCAUUUUCAUUUUCUUUCAGCUAGGAUUUUUUUUUUGGACUAUUCUGACCCAGUUCGUGUUUGAUAAGGACUAGCCAGCUUCCCCCCCCCCCCCCCCCCCCCCCCUCUCUCUCUCUCUCUCCCCCUCUCGCACGCUCUCAGUUGACCUGAUUUUCUUGGUCAACCUUCCAGGGUGUUGCAUGUUCGAGAUCGCGGCGCAUCGUCCGGCAUUCAGGGCUCUGGUACGCAAAACAAAGUAACCUCCAUUUAUUGUACAAUUUUAGCUAAAUCAAGCUAAAAAAAUUAUAAAUAUUCAUAAUAAGACAUAGAAUUGACAUUAUAUUCUUUUUUUGGCAAAUUCUUAUUGCAGGAUAUAGCUGGGCUCUUGAACAAGAUCACCAGGUUGACCAUUUCUCCAAUGCCGCACAUUUACUCCUCAGAGCUGUAAGCCCUUCCUCCCUCGUAUGCACUUUUCAUCCUUAAAAUUUCCGAUAUUUUAAAUAAAUUUAAUUCGAUUCCCUACUGUACACAAAAGCUUUCUGGGUUUUUUAGAUCAUCCGUCUCACAUAAACUCGCACUGUGACUUUCCGUAUAUCAGGAAGAGAGUGAUCAAGAUCAUGCUGAGAAAGAACCCGGAGCACAGACCCACGGUGAGCUUCAAAAACCCCACAUGAAUACGGGGAGAGAGAGAGAGAGAGAGAGAGAGAGAGAGAGAGAGAGAGAGAGAGAGAGAGAGAGAGAGAGAGAGAUGCUGAUAGGGGGAGCUGUUUGUUUCAGGCUGCGGAGAUACUGAGGCAGCCCUACUUACAAGAAUACGUCGCCAAGUCCUACAACCCUUCGCCUUUCCUACUUCCGAUCAAGAAAAACGAGGACAUGAUUUCACCGGAGAGGGCGGCGAAGAGCAGCACCAGCAGGCCGUCAUACGGAAAGAGGCCUAAAUCCGGAAGCUAUGGGGAGAUUCCACAGAGGCAGACGGCCAUCGACAUACACGAGGACAUGGCAAGCCCGCAGCUUCCCGUUGUCGACGUCAACCCAGAAGCCUUCUCCCUUCUACAUCAACAUCUUGUGGAGAUCAACGGGUUAUACAUGGUCCAGUCUCGAGAUCAGCAAGAUCAAGGUUACAGGACCGCUCCUGCAGUUAUCGGCGGAGUCGACGAGGAACAUCUACAAGAACGGGAUAAAUCAGAGAUCCGCGACGAUGGAAACCCGAUGCAAUCCAUGGAGACGGUGAAAGUGGAGGAAGGCAAACCAGACGAUGGUUCGUCGGCACAACGUGGGCAGUCUGAGGGGAAGGCUGCCUCCGCUGGCCAGCCAUUGGGAAGAACCAAAACCGAGCUCGAUGAAGCAGGCGGAAAUGGGGAAGAUAACUCCUCAGUCAGUACUCUGACCCUUCUGCAUGGAGACAACCUUCACACUGAAUGGGAAGGGAUGGGGAUCGUCCAGCAAAGGGCCGAUGCCCUCGAGUCGCUGCUCGAAGUGUGCGCGCAGCUGCUCCAGCACGAGAGGCUCGAUGAACUGGCCGGCAUCUUGAAGCCCUUCGGUGAGGAGACCGUGUCCUCCAGAGAGACGGCGAUUUGGCUCACGAAGAGCUUGAUGUCGGUGCCGAAGAGCAAGGGAAGGGAGGCCAUGUGA